GCGUUUUGAGUUCAUUUUCCCAUUAAUGUUCUCCCUGUAUUUGGAACCUCUUAUUUUGGUUACCAUUUCCUCAUAUAGUUUUUAUUCUCAAGUCUGGCAUUCCCUGGUCUAUUGUCUCUUUCAUGGAUUCUGUAUUCUUUUUAAUGGGUUUUUCAUUUAUAAUAUAGGAAACAUGGGAGAUUUAGAAGAAACACCAGAUACCAUCUUUGAAUUUUACAAAAAAAGCAAGGGAUCUAGGUCAAUUUCUACCGAACAACUUUAGUAAUGACUUGUAUCUCUUCCCUUGUGCAUCUAUGAGCUCGAAUUCAAGGGAAUCAAUCCAUGGCAUUACUGACUCUUUAUUAUAAUGAAAUCUAUAA
Moneuplotes crassus is the source of this 359-nucleotide messenger RNA. The record is from the annotation of a GenBank genome assembly. Lineage: Eukaryota; Ciliophora; Spirotrichea; Euplotida; Euplotidae.